UGUGUCGUCACUUCCUUCUCCAGUUUCAUUAGCGGCAAGUCAGCUAGCUGCUAACGCAUCUAGGAAUUUAAAAAUCGUUUCUUUCUGUUUUUCCAGACUCCAUCUAAGAUGAAUACGAAACGUUUAAAAUCCGGCUGAACUGCUGCAAUAACUUAUCUCUGUGUCGCAACAGUGACCUCGUCGGGUAUUAUUUGUAGCCACCUGCUAGCAAACGUUGGCUAACUAUAUUCAUUCUAUACCAUUAACUGACUAAGGAUGGCUAGUGCAGCAAAUGCAAACCUAAAUGCAGUCCGGGAGACAAUGGACGUGUUGCUGGAGAUUUCCAGGUUGCUAAACACUGGUUUGGACAUGGAGUCUCUGUCCAUAUGUGUGAGGCUGUGUGAGCAGGGUAUCAACCCAGAAGCCUUGUCUGCUGUCAUCAAAGAACUUCGUAAAGCUUCUGAAACCCUCAAGGCUUCUGAAAACUGCACUAACUGAAUUUGCGGCCUGGAACUUGGAUCAUUCCCAUCUCUGUAUCUGCACCUACCAUGGGCUCUCCAGCCAAUCAGAUUUGUCCUCUGCGUCUCCUAGGUGACUAACUGUUCCUGGUCUGUGCUUUGACUUGUGGCUGAGUUUCCGACUAGAGGAAUCGACCUCAGUCUUCUUCCUAAACACAAUUGUUCUCCUGACUUGAGGCCACGCUCGGCCAUCCUGCCUCAAAUCCUCAGCUGUCAUUUGUAGUUCAGAAUUCAGAGUGGUCUUACUAUUGACUUCCUGCCUUACUUUAAGAGCCUACAUUUGACUUUUGAACAUCAGCUUGUGUUGUACUUCUCAUUAGGAACUGUUUUUAUGAUGCUUUGAAAUGUGUAUAAUGUGUUAUGAAUUGUUUUUUUGUUCUUAAUCUUUUUGCCAUUUCCAUUGUCCAUGUUGUGAUCAAUGAUGGAAAUAAGUCUAAAUUAAAAUGUUACAGUCAAUGGCCACAA
Messenger RNA from Scatophagus argus, 962 nucleotides. It is a transcript of the gene mzt1, whose product is annotated as mitotic spindle organizing protein 1. The transcript is spliced from 3 exons. NCBI's taxonomy places the organism in Eukaryota, Metazoa, Chordata, Actinopteri, Scatophagidae. Gene Ontology annotation, cellular component: interphase microtubule organizing center; spindle; gamma-tubulin ring complex. The coding region runs from base 256 to 477 and encodes 73 amino acids. Gene Ontology annotation, biological process: microtubule nucleation by interphase microtubule organizing center; gamma-tubulin complex localization; mitotic spindle assembly. The record is from RefSeq and is a predicted model, not a curated record.